GGACAGUCUUUCUUUUCGAAUUUUGCUUUAUUAAAAUUAUUAUUAUUAUUAUUUUUCCCUUUUUUUGAUUAGGAAACUGUUCAAUUUUGGAUCUGUCCGAUCCUUCCCACCUGUCUGCUGCCUACCUGUUCCUCCCCCUCCAGUCCGGGUACUGGGCCAGUCCAUCAGAUUGGCCCUCGGGUGACUCUUCAGACUUCGGGCACAGCAGUGCAUGACACUGCUCACUCGAUCACAGACCAAGGCCAUGGACCGGAAGGAGGGAGAAUCCCUCCUGGCCUAUGAGGAACGCCUGGCGGCAUUCAUUCAGGAGGCCAACGAUAGGGCUUCCGCCGCGGCCAAGGAACGUAAUCGGCUUGAACAAGAGGAGGAGGCCAAGCGACAGAAGGAGGAACAGGACCGACUUCGUCAAGAAGAGGCAGACCUGCAGGCGGCAGCCGAACACCGGUCACGCCAGCGGGAACGACUGUUCACACGAGAGACCGUGAUCGGCGAUGAGGCCGCACAUUGGGUGGAAGAGGCAUCUGCAGACGGGGCCCCGGAGACUGAGAAAGGGCUGUCAGCCCUUGCGCAGGUCUCCCACGACCUCGUGGCCACCUGCGCUCUGCAGCAGGAGGAAAUCCUUCACCUGCAGCAGACAGUGGACCAGAUGCUCGCACGGCUGCAGGCGUUGGAGAAACAGCCAGCUGCUGUAGCAGCCGCAGGGCCUUCCAACCUUACCACCCGUGUGCAAGUUUUGGAGGAUGACGUCAGCAACAUCAAGCGUGUGCAUCACGACUUCCGAACGUCGCAGCAAGCAACGAACUCGCAGUUGGAGACGCAGGUCCAGGCUGCUGCCACCGUGACGCCCRCCGCCGCAUCCUCCCGGCGCCCACCCAAACUGGAUGACAUUCCAGUUUUCUACGAUCAGUCCAAGACGGAACCGAUCCCGUGGUGGCGCCAGUUUACUCUCAGGCUCGACAUGCACCAUGUCCCGAACAACGAUCGACAUCCGUGCUUGUACCACCGCUCUGGUGGUGCGUGUCAAGCAUGGCUGGACAACAUCUUGACCAGCCACGGCGUAGCAGUGUCGGAACUGCACACCAAGCUCACUUGGCAGGAGUUGACCGACGCCUGGCACAAGCGAUUCCAAGUGGAGCCGCCUGACCUGCAAGCGAUGGACAAGCUCAACAAGCUCCAUCAGAACACACUGCUCAGUCAGGACUGGAUUACCGAGUUCCAAAGACUCGCCUCCACACCUGACCUGCCGCUCGCAUUCCGCGCCAUCAAGCACUUGUUUAUCAUGCGCUCGUGUCCAGCUCUGCAAAACGCGCUGACGCAGAUUGCAGAGAAACUCGACACAUCUGACAAGCUUUUCAGCACAGCGUCAUGGAUCAUUCUCACGAAUAUCGAAGCCCGCAAUGCCGGCCGAUCUUCCGCGACGACGAGCGGCACCCAGCCCAAGCCAAAGGUGGCUUGCAUUACUUCUACCGAGGCUGCAACACCAAACGAGGGUGAAGUGUUGGCAGCUGCCCGGGAUGGUGGACAGUCGCGCAACAAUCACGGCCGCGACAAGACGAAGACUCAGUCCACCUCUACACCGAGCACCGGAUCAGCCGCCGACGAACCUUGGGCACAAUACGGACUCUCGGCGAAUUCUUAUCGCACGAGACUCAAGUACCGUUACUGCCUUUGGUGCAACAGCACCAUCCACGAUGCUGCACAUUGCCCCACCAAGGGGAAACCCCGUCAGGGAAAGUGGGCGCCGCCGAGGGUGACUCGACACCUCCCUCGACGCCAUCGGAACCGGUUGUGCGCACGACCGCCCUUUCUUCCGAGGCCCAACUCGUUCCUUUACUGGAUGCUUCUCAAGGACAAGAUACAUGUGCGGCUUUCUCACCGUCCGAAGGUUCUUCCGCCAGUUCGUCUUCAUCAAGGGAUUCGGCAAGCAUGUUCAACGAGGAGGCUUUGGACCCGCUCAUGCCCGAGGACUUCGCUUGGAUUCCUCUCCCUACGACGGGCAACCUUCCAGGGCCGCAAAGCGCAGCACUAUGCGCCCUCUUACACGAGUAUCUUUCCUUCCAUGCACCACCAACUUUGUCGACGGUCGACGAAGUCGCUGUGGGGGACAUGCUUGGCUAUGUUGCCAAGGUGGCCCGCGAGUUUGUCUCGCAACAGUAUGAAGAAAACAACGCACCGUUGCUCUACGUUCGCAUUCAGAUUGGGCAAGCGGCCUGCAACGCCUUGCUAGAUUGCGGCGCAACUCGCAACUUCAUCAACCAGUCCUUCAUGACUCGGGCUGGCCUUGGCGCA
Messenger RNA from Chara braunii, 2289 nucleotides. The record is from the annotation of a GenBank genome assembly. NCBI's taxonomy places the organism in Eukaryota, Viridiplantae, Streptophyta, Charophyceae, Charales, Characeae.